CCCCGCAGCGGUCAACUAAUCUAUACCUGGGUACGGUUUACCUAGUCAACCCCGAAUUCGUCUAAUUUUGCGGUUCCUAUUCUUCUCGUCCGUGCUUUGCUGGGAUAUCUCUGGGGUAAAGUGCCGGCAAAAGCUGUCCUUGAAGCCUUUCGUUCGUCACUUCAGCCAUUGGCGUCGACGGCAGAAUUCGAAAGACAUGAGUGCUCUGCUCUCCUCAUCUUGAUAACUCCGUUGAAAUGAACCGUCUCGCUUCAAGCCGAGAGCCGAGUCGCCUCCUUGGGGGAGCAGGAAACCCAAUUACGGGCGAGAUCACUGUCAAAGUCUCCAGGCUCCACUGGAAAGACGAAAGACACUUCCCUGCUAUCCCCACUCCGUCAAGUCUUCUCCACGCCAUCCAACGUCCAGCGAGUGGAACGCUCGCACCUAUUCCCACCUAGUCUUGUCCUUGUCUGGUGGAAUCCAGUGUCCACACGAGGCGCCCGGCAAAAUACGAUCGCCAAAGUAUGAAGACAUGGGCGUUGAUUCGCAUUCACCCGUUCGGACGGUACCAUUUUCUCGGCGAAGAGCUUAGCACUGAGAGGCUCAGUCUUGACCAAGGCUUGUUAGAGCACUUGGCGAUGAAGCUUUUGCCUUGAAACAUCCACUCGUUCGACUUUUGCCGGAUGAAAGUGGUAGUCCCUUGUCGCACACCCAUGUUCUAGUAUCUUGGCUGCAGGCAGCUUGUCUUUUGACGAGGUCCUCGCAGUGAUUGACAUGACAGCUGAUUGGGGACAGUCAACCUCCUACCAGGGCCUCACGCAAAGGACCCUAACAAAGUGGUCUUUUCCCGUCUGACGAGACACCACCUCAAGACCCAGAUCCUCCCGGACCGACACUCCGUCCAGAAGCUCGCACUGUAACUGUCCGUAGGCCCUGCUUCGCUUCCAGCGUUCGUCUUAUGAUUCAUGGCUCCAUAUAUUAGACCUGGAGACCCCGCGUUGUGAAUAGAUCGACCUCCCUCCCGUGUCUUGUCAGUCUCUCUUCAGUCAUUCUCUGGCCCAAGAUCCAACACUCCAAGACUGUUCUGGCUUUUGUUCUCCGCGCCAGCAGAUCCGAAUUGCCGUUACAAUACGAAUACAAAGCCACACCAUCUUCAGCGCCGUUGAACCGCCGUCAAGAUGGGGUUCUUGAAGGGCCUCUCGCAGAAGAAACCCAAGGGCGAGGCCGUCGUCCAAGCCCAAGCCGAGGCCCCCGACUUCGAGAAGGUUGAUUGGAUCAAAGACCCCGGUCUGCGAAAGCUCUAUUUUUACGCAUUCGUUCUUUGCAUUGCCUCUGCAACCACUGGCUACGAUGGAAUGUUCUUCAACUCGGUCCAGAACUUCAGCUCUUGGCAGGAGUUCUUCGACCACCCCAAAGGAGGACAGCUCGGUCUCCUCAGUGCUCUCUACCAGAUCGGUAGUUUGGUUUCUAUUCCCAUGGUUCCUUGGGUAGCAGAUAACUUCGGCAGACGAAUUCCUAUUAUCAUCGGCUGCGUGAUAAUGGUUGCCGGCGCUAUCCUGCAGGGCGCUUGCCAGAACCUGGGCAUGUUCAUGGGCGGCCGCGUCCUCCUCGGUUUCGGCAACUCCUUCGCCCAGAUCGCAUCACCCGCGCUUUUGUCAGAAUUAGCACAUCCACAACAUCGCGCUCGUUUGACGACGGUGUACAACUGUCUGUGGAAUGUCGGGGCUCUCAUCGUCGCCUGGCUGUCUUUCGGAACCGAUUUCUUGGGCAACGAGUGGUCGUGGCGUAUUCCCGCCAUCGGCCAAGCUGUGCCCUCCGUCGUCCAGCUCCUGUUCAUCUUCUGGGUUCCCGAGUCGCCCCGUUUCCUCAUCGCCAAAGACCGUCAUGACGAGGCCCUCAACAUACUCGGCAAAUAUCAUGCGAAUGGCAAUAAUGAACACCCGACUGUCCAGUUCGAGUUCCGUGAGAUCCGAGAGACCAUCAAGCGUGAGGUCGCCGCCAAGAACAGCAGCAGCUACCUAGACUUCUUCCGCACCCCAGGCAACAAGUACCGCUUCAUUGUCCUCAUCUCACUUGGUCUAUUCUCCCAGUGGUCUGGCAACGCCAUCAUUUCUAACUACACCAAUAUUCUGUACACGAACGCCGGCAUUGAGAGCUCCACGGCCAGACUCGGCCUCUCCGCCGGCCAGACUGGUCUCUCGUUGAUCGUUUCUCUGACGCUGGCCAUGCAGGUCGACCGCUUUGGUCGCCGCCCCAUCUUCCUUGCUUCCACUGGCGGCAUGCUCAUGACAUUUGUCUUCUGGACCCUCUCCGCCGGCUUGUACGAGGAGCACGGCUCCCCUGGCUCCAACUACGCCAUGAUCUUCUUCAUCUGGCUGUUCGGCUUCUUCUACGCCUUCGCCUGGUCCGGCCUGCUCAUCAGCUACUCCAUCGAGAUCCUGCCCUACAAGCUGCGCGCCAAGGGUCUCAUGAUUGUUAACCUCACCGUCCAGGCGGCCCUCACCCUCAACAACUACGCCAACCCCUAUGCGUUCGAACACUUCGAGGGACACACCUGGAAACUCUACCUCAUCUACACAGGCUGGAUCUUUCUCGAACUCACCUUUGUCUACUUCUUCUACGUCGAGACAAAGGGCCCCACUCUCGAGGAGCUCGCCAAAGUCAUCGACGGCCCCGACGCCGAGGUCGCCGACCUCGACCUCGCCCAGAUCGAGCAGGAGGUCAAAAUCGGCCACGAGGCCGAGGAGUUUGAGCACAAGCGCGGUUGAAACGUGUGAGAGGUCUGGUUUCCCUUUCGAAAAAGACUUGCUUCCAUUGCAAAAGAUACUACCCUAGAGCUUGAAACAUGAGUGCGCAUAUGAUGAGCAUGCAGAUACCCCACCACCCAUUUUUUAUGUACAGAGUCAUGCGGUACGCACUUUAUAUACACAUAAUAAUAUGAUCUAGAACACAGAUAAGAGAUGGCGUAUUGUCUUUCACUUCGUGCUCUGCUUUGUCCAUAUACAAGUUCUGCAGCUA
Molecule: messenger RNA, 2997 nt
Organism: Colletotrichum destructivum
Lineage: Eukaryota; Fungi; Ascomycota; Sordariomycetes; Glomerellales; Glomerellaceae
Product: Putative major facilitator, sugar transporter, major facilitator superfamily
Exons: 8
Coding region: 1158-2747 (529 amino acids)
Biological process (GO): transmembrane transport; carbohydrate transport
Cellular component (GO): membrane
Molecular function (GO): carbohydrate:proton symporter activity
Source: RefSeq, a predicted model, not a curated record